Molecule: messenger RNA, 4629 nt
Organism: Octodon degus (degu)
Lineage: Eukaryota; Metazoa; Chordata; Mammalia; Rodentia; Octodontidae
Gene: Ssh2
Product: slingshot protein phosphatase 2
Exons: 16
Coding region: 201-4535 (1444 amino acids)
Biological process (GO): actin cytoskeleton organization; negative regulation of actin filament polymerization; protein dephosphorylation
Cellular component (GO): cytoplasm
Molecular function (GO): protein tyrosine/serine/threonine phosphatase activity; actin binding
Source: RefSeq, a predicted model, not a curated record
CCCGCCCGCCGCCCGCUCGGCGCGUCAGUCGGCGAGGAGUCCAGUGGUGGGUGCGGAGACUGAGACCGUUCCCGCGGCCUCCUCUUCCUCCCCGUUCCCCUCACCCCUACCCCGUACCCUUCACCCUCUUCCCGGCUCCGUCAGCCCCCACUCCACUCAAGACGAGAAUGCCCUGCCCGGAACAGCCUAGCAGCGCCUAGAUGGCUUUGGUCACGGUCCAGCGGUCACCUACCCCCAGCACCACCUCCAGCCCCUGCGCUUCGAGCUCUCAUUUGGAUGACAGUGAAUCAGCAGCGAUACUUUGCUGUGAAUGUGAAGAAUCAGAAAUCUUUAGUGAUUUCAAAGAGGCAGACAGUGGGGAAGAAGAAUGCCGGUCACAACCCAGAAGCAUCAGCGAGAGCUUUUUAACUGUCAAAGGUGCUGCACUUUUUCUACCACGGGGAAAUGGCUCAUCCACACCAAGAAUCAGCCACAGACGUAACAAGCAUGCAGGUGAUCUCCAACAGCAUCUCCAAGCAAUGUUCAUAUUACUUCGCCCAGAAGACAACAUCAGGCUGGCUGUAAGACUGGAAAGUACUUAUCAAAAUAGAACACGCUAUAUGGUAGUGGUUUCAACUAAUGGUAGACAAGACACUGAAGAAAGCAUUGUCCUAGGAAUGGAUUUCUCUUCUAAUGACAGUAGCACUUGUACCAUGGGUUUAGUCCUGCCUCUCUGGAGUGACACCCUAAUUCAUUUGGAUGGUGAUGGUGGGUUCAGCGUUUCAACAGAUAACAGAGUUCACAUAUUCAAACCUGUAUCUGUGCAAGCAAUGUGGUCUGCACUACAGAGUUUACACAAGGCUUGUGAGGUCGCAAGAAUCCAUAACUACUACCCAGGCAGCCUGUUUCUUACUUGGGUGAGUUAUUAUGAGAGCCACAUCAACUCCGAUCAGUCCUCAGUCAAUGAGUGGAAUGCUAUGCAGGAUGUGCAGUCCCAUCGGCCCGAUUCUCCAGCUCUCUUCACUGACAUACCAACAGAACGAGAGAGAACAGAAAGGCUAAUUAAAACCAAAUUAAGGGAGAUUAUGAUGCAGAAGGACUUGGAGAACAUCACCUCGAAAGAGAUACGAACAGAGUUGGAAAUGCAAAUGGUGUGCAAUUUGCGGGAAUUCAAGGAAUUUAUAGAUAAUGAAAUGAUAGUCAUCCUUGGUCAAAUGGAUAGUCCUACACAGAUAUUUGAGCAUGUUUUCCUGGGCUCUGAGUGGAAUGCUUCCAAUUUAGAAGACUUACAGAACCGAGGGGUGCGGUAUAUCUUGAAUGUCACUCGAGAGAUAGAUAACUUUUUCCCAGGAGUCUUUGAGUAUCAUAACAUUCGGGUAUAUGAUGAAGAAGCAACAGAUCUCCUGGCUUACUGGAAUGAUACUUACAAAUUCAUCUCUAAAGCAAAGAAACAUGGAUCUAAAUGUCUUGUGCACUGUAAGAUGGGGGUGAGUCGCUCAGCCUCCACAGUGAUUGCCUAUGCAAUGAAAGAAUAUGGCUGGAACCUGGACCGAGCCUAUGACUACGUAAAGGAGAGACGAACAGUGACCAAGCCCAACCCCAGCUUCAUGAGACAAUUAGAAGAGUACCAGGGGAUCUUACUGGCAAGCAAACAACGACAUAACAAACUCUGGAGAUCUCAUUCAGACAGUGAUCUCUCAGACCACCAUGAACCCAUCUGUAAACCUGGACUAGAACUCAACAAGAAAGAGAUCACUACCUCAGCAGACCAGAUUGCUGAGGUAAAAACUAUGGAGAGUCACCCAUCCAUACCUCCUGUCUUUGUGGAACAUGUGAUCCCACAAGAUACAAGUCAGAAAGCCCUGUGUACCAAAGAAAGAAUGAUCUGCUUGGAAUUUACUUCUAGGGAAUUUCAUGCUGGACAGAUUGAAGAUGAACUAAACUUAAAUGAUAUCAAUGGAUGUUCAUCAGGGUUUUGUCUCAGCGAGUCAAAAUUCUCUCUUGACAACUGCCAUGCGUCUAAAGCCUUAAUCCAACCUGGACAAGUCCCAGAAAUGGCCAACAAGUUCCCAGAUUUAACAGUGGAAGAUCUAGAGACUGAUGCACUAAAAGCAGACAUAAACGUUCACUUACUGCCUAUGGAAGAGUUAACGUCUGGACUGAAAGACCUCCCCAUGUCUCCUGAUCCUGAGUCUCCAAGCCCCCAGCCCAGCUGUCAGGCUGAGAUUUCAGAUUUCAGUACAGAUCGCAUUGAUUUUUUUAGUGCCCUAGAGAAGUUUGUAGAGCUCUCUCAAGAAACCCGGUCUCGAUCUUUUUCCCAUUCAAGGAUGGAAGAGCUAGGUGGAGGAAGGAGUGACAGCUGUCGACUGUCAGUGGUAGAAGUACCUCCUGAAGUGACCACUGAUGAUCAGAGAAGCAGCUCUUUGAGUAAUACUCCUCAUGCAUCAGAAGAAUCUUCAAUGGAUGAAGAACAGUCUAAGGCAAUCUCAGAACUGAUCAGCCCAGACAUCUUCAUGCAUUCUCAUUCAGAAAAUGCAAUUUCAGUCAAAGAAAUUGUCACUGAAAUUGAAUCCAUCAGUCAAGGAGUUGGGCAAAUGCAGCUGAAAGGAGACAUGCUAUCCAACUCAUGUCAUACACCAAAGAAGAGCACCAUGCAUGAGCUGUCCCUUGAGAGAGCCCAGGCCCCAGAGAAUAAAGCUGGGCAUAUGGAACAAGAUGAAGGUUUUUGCACAGCCCAUUCUGAACUACCCAAAGACUCAGGGAAGUGCAACGCAGAAGGCUGCAUAACCACAUACUCAGUCACAGCAGACUUGGAAGAAGAAGAACCAACUGAAGGGGAACAUGAGCUCCCGGGCCCAGGCAUGCAUUCAAGUGCUAAGUGGUACCCUGGGUCUGUGAGACGAGCCACCCUGGAGUUUGAAGAGCGAUUAAGGCAGGAGCAGGAGCACCAUAGUACGGCCCCUGUGUGUAUCUCAUUGUCUACGCGCAAGAAUUCUAAGAAUGAUUCUUCUAUGGCAGACCUAGCACCAAAAGGGAAAAAUGAUGAAGCCACCUCAGAAUAUUCAUUUGCUCCCCAGGAACCAGAAGUAAGCAAGGGCAAAGGGACAUACAGUAAGUCUGAGGCUAGCUCACUAUCCCAGUGUGAGCAGAAUGCCAUUGUUCCAGCCCUCGAACUGCUGGAGUAUCACCCCUUGACAGCAUCUCAGGAGUACCCAGGGUCAGAUAUUAGAACAAAGCAGGGAGUCUCAGAGGAGCAAGGGACUGUGGUUUCAUGCCAGGGGUCUGAGACACUGGCCAUCCCUCUUCCCAAAAGGAUAGAAAUCAUUGAGUAUUCUCACACAGUUGCAUCACUCAGUCACACUGGGUCAGGGGGUAAAAUAGCCACAAGCGAAGAAAAAGAAGAGCAAGGACUAAGAAAGGUAAAAAUGGAGAAGUCUGUCACUGUGCUGUGUGCACUGGAUGAAAAUCUGAAUAGGACUCUGGACCCCAACCAGCUUUCUCUGCACCCUCAAGUGCUACCUCCACCUCAUUCUUCUCUGGAGCACGAUAGACCCACCAACCCAACAUCCAUGCUGAGCAGCCCUGAAGACAGAAGCAACAGCCCAUUGACAGCCCUGGAAACAGCAUCUUUUAUCAGUUAUACAGCCCACAUACAACCUACCAGCUUGGAUUACCUACAUCCCCAGACCAUGGUUCACCUGGAAGGUUGCACAAAGCAAAGCAGUACAACAGAUAGUGAGCCCCCUGCAGAACAGGUUAACUGGGAAGAACAUCAGAAGGGCCAUCUCUCUGGUGGUACUGAAGUACCACACAAGGGCUCCCAGUUAAAUAGCAAAAACCUAAAUUUAAUUAGCAAAUUUAGUGACAAUAUUGAGGAAUUACAGAAAAAACUGCACCCAUCACAGGUAGUAUGGCAACUCCCACAUAGCUCUAGUAGUGAAAAUAUACAAGAUCUCAGCCACAGCCCUUGUAUGGUAAAGAAGUAUACUAAACAAGUCGAGUCCCAAGUGAUUUUCCAGGCAGGGAUCACCAAACCAUCCCAAAUGAGGCGCUCAGCUUCUCUCGCCAAGUUAGGUUACCUGGACCUCUGUAAAGACUGUUUACCAGAGAGAGAGUCCGCCUUCUCUGAAUCCCCUCAUCUCAAACUGCUUCAGCCUUUCAUCAGAACAGACUCAGGCAUGCAUGCCAUGGAGGCGCAGGAGCCCCCAGAAAACCCAGGUGCCUCCCAGAACCCAGAGCCCACUAAGUAUUUUGUAGAGCAACUCAGAACAACAGAGUGUAUUGCACAGAGCAAACCAGUGGAGAGGCCCCUUGUGCAGUAUGCCAAAGAGUUUGGUUAUAGUCAGCAGUGUUUGGUCCCCAGGGCAGGACGAGAAUUGACUAGUUCUGAAGGAGGCCUUCCUUUGCUACAGACCCAGAGACUGCAGGAUGCAGGCCCAGCUCCAGGGCUGGCCGUGGCACCCCGUCAGCAACACGGCAGAACUCACCCCCUUAGAAGACUGAAAAGGGCAAAUGAUAAAAAACGGACAACCAACCCUUUCUAUAACACCAUGUGAUUCUGAGCCUAUUACAUGUGAUUUUUCUAAAAGAAAUGUAUGUAAAAGGGGCAGGUGUAAUAUGUAAGGAACAUGCACUUUAUUGGUUAAUUUU